UCGUUGUUAGCUUCUUUGGCGCAAUGGGUUUCUUUUGGCGGAUCGUGUUAUAAACUUAUAACUACCACUGAGACAUGGAGCAAUGCAGAAGCUUAUUGCAUGAAUCAACAAAGCGGCGUACUGAUAAAGAUCGAAUCUACCGAGGAAAACGACUUCAUCAAAAGGCAGUUUCUGACAGGCCAAUCGGAUUAUUGGAUUGGACUCAGUGACUCUGUUUCUGAAGGUCAAUGGAAAUGGAGAGACAACACUGAAUUGACUGGAUUGACAAACUGGAAAAGUGGCGAGCCAAAUGGUGGCAACGGCGAAAACUGCGGAGGAAUACGAAUGGGAACGCAUGAUGGCGUUAGCUACGACGGAGAAUGGCACGAUGAUAUCUGCUGGGAAGUGAAGGGUUAUAUAUGUGAAAAGUAA
Porites lobata is the source of this 411-nucleotide messenger RNA. The record is from the annotation of a GenBank genome assembly. Lineage: Eukaryota; Metazoa; Cnidaria; Anthozoa; Scleractinia; Poritidae.